Messenger RNA from Stylophora pistillata, 3366 nucleotides. RefSeq lists its product as uncharacterized. Gene Ontology annotation, biological process: signal transduction. The record is from RefSeq and is a predicted model, not a curated record. Gene Ontology annotation, molecular function: protein binding. NCBI's taxonomy places the organism in Eukaryota, Metazoa, Cnidaria, Anthozoa, Scleractinia, Pocilloporidae.
GUUAUUUUUCCUGUUAUCGUAACAGCGAGUUUUGUUAGCACUCCAAAUGGCGGCGGUAAAUGCGCAAGUACCCGAGAUGAGGUUAUUUUAAGCAAGUUAAAGGCUCGGAAAUUAUCGCAGUUUGACUAAAUUCAAAGGCGAUCUUGUUGAGAAGAUGGAUACAACAGUGUCAAGCAGUGAAGACACUUCAAGUGGUAUACAGUAUGGACAUGCAACUGUCACUUCAAGCCACAUGAUGUUAAUAUGUGAUGACGUAGGCGCAUCCUGGAGAGACCUGGGUACUCAGUUGAGGCUUCCAUCGGCUGUGGUUCGUAAUGUUGAGAAUGAUUACACCAAAUGUCGAGAAAGGGCGUGGCAAGUCCUUGACAGAUGGAAACAGAGAAACGGAACAGGAGCAACUUUAGGAAAUCUUACCGAUGCUCUGGAGAAGAUAGGGAAGCGAAAUGCCGCUCAAAGGCUGGUUGAAACAGAGAAAGUGGAGGCAGGGUUAAAUUGCGCCCGAGUUCAAAGUUCAAAAUUACGAAGGGAAGUUGACCUUUUGAGGACAGGUCUACAGAACGAGAAAAAGAAACAGGACACCACAAUCAAAGAACUCCGAGAAUUUACCAAAAGCCUGCAAGAAAUGCUCACAGAAAAGGGUGAAGAUGAGAGACAACACAUAGAAACAAGGGUCCAAGGCUUAGAAACCACAAUUAAACGGCUGGAAACGUACCUUUCGACUGAAAAAAACGCCGACAACGAAGUUCUGAUGCAGGAAACGACCCGCUUGGGAAAAAUCUGCGACCAAAUGGAAGAGGGUCUACGGGUUGUGCAAGAGAACAUCAAAAUGAUCUCUGAAAACCAGAAGGAACUCUCAGGAAAGUCAUUAGAACCCGACAACAAUGCAUCGGAGGAUUCAACCGAGAGGCGUUUAAGUGCAAGACAGCGGGGCCAGAAAGACGCCGGGCAAAGAUAUGGGGACAGGCAAAAAAACGAGGGAGCAACGAUACAACUUUUGUAUGAAGGCAGCCAGGCAUGUUUGCGAUGUCCUGAUUUGGAAAAGGAACUCAACGAUAUAAAGACAAAAAGAGAAACAAUAAAAAACAAAAUCAGCCAAUUAGAGCUCAAGCACAAAGAAGAUAAGAAGAAAUGGGACGAAGAUAAAAAAGAAAAGGAUAAGAAAAUCAAAGAAAACGAGCUUGAGAUUGGCAACUUAAAGAAAACGACCGAAAAACAGCAGAAGCAAAAAGAAAGACUCUCCAAAAAGAAAGCUGAAAUGGAGAAAAAGAAAAAUGAAGUCAUGGAAGAAAAUAAGAAAAUCAUGGCACGGAUUGACAGGUUAUUGGCCGAGAAGGAAGAGCUGGAAAAGGCGUUACAAGUUCAAACCGGUGCAAAAGAACAGGAACGACUAAAAGCUGAAAACGGUAUGUUGCUGACUAGAAUUGAACAGCUCACCAAAAAAAUGAACAACAGUGAGCUGGAGUGCAAGAGGCUUCACGAGGAGCUUAAGAAGUACAUCAACUUCGAAAGUCGAGUGUUCUUACCUACUGGAAAGGAGUUUGCCACAAACUGCCCUGGUGUUAUAUGCAGUUUGAAGAGAGAUGCUUCAUCAAAACUUCUUGCUUCUAGGUCUUCUGAUGGGCCAGGAAAAGCAAGCGACAUAUUUGACCAUCAAAAAGGAACUACGAGUGGAACAGAAGAGAGGAAAGAUUCAUGGUGGUCCAUCGAUCUGGGCUCAUGCCAUCGGCUUGUCAUCACACACUACUCUUUGAGACACGGCAAAAGAGAUGGAGAGUCAGUCCUUACCCAUUGGCAACUGGAGGGAUCCAAUGAUGGAAUGAACUGGACAAAACUUGAAACUAAUUAUAAAAAGGUAGAUCCACCCCGCUUCAGAGAUCCUCAUCCAUAUUAUACAGGCACCUGGUCGGUUGAAGGCAAAAUGGGAGCUUUCCGUUUUUUUCGAAUUUUCCAAACGGGAAGAAAUUCCUCCCACAAAUAUGGAAUCUACCUGUCCGGAAUUGAGCUGUUUGGGGUACUUCUUAACAUCUAGAAGCUUCCAGCCCUAGAGAUCUUCAUCUUUACAACUUUUAAAUAGUAAAGGCCCAAGUAGUUCACUUAACUAUCAGAAACCAACAUAUUGGUAUCUAAAGCUACCAACAAUUAAACUUUUAAAUUAGAUUCAGAGGGUUACACAUCCCUUCAAUGUAGAAACAUUAUAGGAGGAUCUUAAAGUCAUUUUUAGUCCUAUUCUUGUCUUCGUACAGUCCUUGGCUCCAUAUUAGUUCUUUAACUUCCAACAUCUGACUGUCACCUCUAGCUGCUACACAUAUGUCUUUCCAUCAGUUAGAAUAUACGAGAAUUAAGUGUUACAUCAAGAUAACAAGCUCUACCUGAUAAGUUUGAGUAUUCUCAUUACCUGUUUUCGGGAUAAUAUAUAGAUAACAGAGGGAGAAGUUACCUGUUAAUCAGUUCCAGGAGUUAAGGGUUGAUAUCGGUGGCUGAAAGGAAAAGCCAAUGCGAAGGCACUUUACAUUCGGCCGAAAAUCCUCGUUUUGAAAUUACGUUUCUAUGAAAUUUUUCUGUUAUAUAUUGAUCCUCAGCACUUUUACGUUGAGCGCCGAAAAUUCCUGUGAUUGAGAAAUGGUCCUGGAUCAGCCUCUGCUAAAACCUUUAAGUUUUAGUCUGAAGACAAAAUGUCCACUAAAGCGGUUAAAAUUCAUCCCUACUAAAAACAUUUAAUACUAAUAUAUACUUGAACCGAUGGGAACAGAGACAUAUGGGAUAUGUAUACCUCUGAAAGUUGUCAAUUAUCUGCAGAAAAUAUCUGGUCAAAACGUACAUACCACAUCCAUUUUAAUCAGUUGGACUGCGAAUUUUGGCUGAUUGGAAAGUGCCUCUUUAGGUUUACAAGAUAUCGAGAUCCAUGGUUGUUGAAGCAAUUUUUCUUCUUACAAAUGCGAUUGAAAGUAAAUGUAACUGCAACCUUUUCUCAGGUCCAUCCAAUUAAAAAUUAAGAUUAUUUUUUUCUGAAUAUCGAUUGACAUUACAAUCAACAAUGACGAAAAUGGAAUGUAUUGUUAAAGUAGUAAACAAAGUUGAAUUCCAGCAGACUUAGAUCAAUACGGCUUUGACAAUGCACGCGGGCAAAGAAGCCCACAAAGCGAAAUAUUAUGAUGUUUUACUGUAAUUUCCAUUCUGGAUAGGACUUAAGAACAAGAUGUCGUGUGUAAGCACACGCGAGAAGCGAGGAAAAGGGCAAGUGUCUCCUCUUGCUCGUGUCUUUUCAACUUUUGAAGAAAGAGUUACGUUUGAUAAAAUAGAGUUUCGUUUGGAAUGAGAGCCACUCUACCAACAAAUCCGAAUAUAAUAAUAAUAUUUUAAAGGCCA